Molecule: messenger RNA, 4581 nt
Organism: Vitrella brassicaformis
Lineage: Eukaryota; Vitrellaceae
Source: the annotation of a GenBank genome assembly
GUCCCGCGCCUGCUAAUCACAUGACAGAAGAACUCUGUACAUGUCAGUCAUCCAUCGAUAUAUCAAAACGAUUGAUCAGCCGGCUAGUCACAGAACCACUCACAGCAGCAACAGGAUAAACGAGCCGCCAAAACCACACCACACCACUGUGACGCAUCCAUCGGAUGGGAUGGCUGAGAGUCGCGUGUCAGGCCAGGCACCCAGGCCAUCCAUGGCAUGCAUUCACCAAAGACACACGCACGGCACGGCCCCCAGCCCCCCUCUCGGGAUCCGCCCUAGUCAUCGAAGAGGUCAUCGAUGGUGUCCGUCGGCCGGUUCGUGGCUGCACCGCCCCCUGCUGCUGCGGCUGCUGCUGCUGCAGGCGCUGACACGCCCCGGGCAACAACCGCACCACCCUGGUUGUUGGGGGCCGCUGGGGUAGCUGUGGCUGCGGGUGGGGCGGCUGCGUUUGUGUGUGCAUGUCGGUCGAUGUUCUUUUCUUGUAUCUGGUUGGCGUCCCGCGCCAUCUGCCGCUUCACCAGCUUCGCGUAGAUGCCGCCCAGCUCCACCAAAGACGCAUGGUUGCCCUGCCAUAACACACCACACCAGCCAUGCAGAUGGACACACAGCGUAGAGAGAGAGAGAGAGAGAGACUCACUCCUUCUCACCCACCUGUUCGAUGAUUCUGCCCUCAUUGACGACAGCGAUUUUGUGUGCGUUAAUGACGGUGGACAGCCGGUGGGCCACGAGGAUGACGGUGCAGCGUCCUUGCAUCUCCUUGAUGAGGUUAUCGAGGGCUUCCUGCACCUGCGCCUCGCUCUCGGCGUCAAGCGCCGAGGUGGCCUCGUCCAGCAGCAACAGCCGGGGCUUCCGAAGGAACACACGGGCGAUGGCAAUACGCUGUUUCUGACCUGCACACAGACAGGGGAAGCACCACAGAGGUGAGCUGUUUGUGGUGUAUAGUAGACUGCAUGCUCACCUCCGGACAGCCGGACGCCCCUCUCGCCUGCGCGUGUCUCAUAGCCGUCAUCGAGCUGACGUGAACAGGGAGGGACAGGUAGGUGCAUUGAUCCAUUUAUUGAUGGGCGUGGCGGUCGUCUUACCCCCAUGAUGAAGUCGUGCGCACAGGCCUUCUUGGCGGCAUCGAUCAGCUGAGCCCUGACGCACACGACACCACACACACACACGCACACACACACAGACAGGUCGGCAUGAGCGGCCCGGCCCACUCACAUCCGCACCUGGUGUAUGGUCUGUUGUAUCCAUAUGCGAUGUUCUCCUCGAUGCUAUUGGCGAACAGCUGUGUGUCCUGCGCAACCAGACCGAUCUGCUGUCGGUAGGUCCUGCAUCAAACACAAGACCAUGACAGCACAGGUGUCACCCAUUGGGCUGUUGAUCGAAAGUGUGAAGUCACCUCAGGUCCAGCCGGGUCAGGGGCACGCCGUCAACCAAAAUGGCCCCUGUGUGCGCGGUACAGGUGACAGUUUAUGAAGCAGCUGCCCCUCUCCCCGCUUACCUUGUUGUGGGUCAUAGAACCGCUGGAGGAGGUGGAUGAGGGUCGACUUGCCCCCACCAGACCGCCCAACGAACGCACACACACUGCCGCCAGGAAUGUCCAAAUCUGAACCACACCCACACACCCACACAGACACACACACAGAGACACAUCUGCUGCCGCGUCUUUCAUUGGGCGUAGGGUCAUAUCUUACCGAUGCCGGAAAGGACGGGCUUCUCGGGCCUCAUCUGGUAGGUGAAGACCACAUUGUCAAACCGCAGGUUGCACUGCAUCGUGUCACUGCACACACACACACACACACGCAGUCCACACACGGAAAGAAAGAAGACACCAUUCCUGUGUGCGUUGUGCGUGCUCACGGGUUGAGUACGAUGCCUGUGACCUCAGCCGGCCGGGUGCCCUCGAUGUCAGGCUGGCAGUCGAGGAGUUGGAACACACGCUGGGCCGCGGCAGCCGCACGCACCAGGUUGUUGAUCACGCCAUUUAGCGCUUUGUACGCCCCGUUCAUCAUGUUCCAAUACAACUGACAACACACAGACACACGGGAGGAUGAACAGCCUCAUCACUCCUUCCCCAAUUUGUGUUACCUGGAACGUGAUGAGGCUGCCGAGUGACAGCUCCGCCCCGUGUGAUUGCAGCACCACAGACCCGCCAUACAGCAAGAUCAGCACGCCGGUCGCAAAAUCGAGGUACUGGGUAAAGGCGAACGUCCCAGCCGAGACGAACGCAUCCUUCAUGCCCUGCUUGAGUGCCUCGGCGGUCGCCCGCUCGUAUCUGGAGAUCUCGACGUUGUCGGUCCCGAAGGCACGCACCGUGCGCAGGUUGCCGACGGACUCGACGGCGACGCUGUUGGCCUCCGCCAGGGCCUGCCAGAUGCCCCGGUUGACCUUGCGAGACCACCUACACACAAACGCGUCAAGAAAUGGCUCUGUGCUCAUCAUCAUCAUCAGCAGCACACACGCAGGGCAGGGAAUGAGGUAGUCUUACCGAGCGUACAGCCCGGUGAGGUAUAUGAUUGGCCCGAUCGACGUGAAGGCCAGGACGGUCAGCUUCCACGAGGUGUAGCAGCACAUGACGAGCCCGCCGAGCAGCAGAAUGAGAUUGGCAAAUAGAUUGUUCAUCAGUGUCCGGCAGGGCUGCACCAUGGCUUGCGCGUCCUGGGUCAUCCGGGAGGUGAUCUGACCUGUGAACCAGAACGAGGGCGGGAGAGGAGAGAAUGGACGGCAUGGUCGGCUGUGAUGUUGUGCGUGCCUUCUCACCUGUCAUGAGGCCAUCGAAGAAGGCCACAUCUUGCCGCAUAACGCUCUGGAACAGCUCGUUCCUCGUGGCGUUGGAUAGCCGCCGAGCGACGAUCUCAACUGCAUCAUCAACCAUCCACACACACACACACACACACACACCUGCAUUGCAUCGUUUUUGCUGGCUCUGGCCCUGGUGUGUGUCCGUGGCACCGACCGCAGAGCCCCUGUAUGCCGCCGAAGAGCCCCGUGAGCACGCUGAGCAGGGUGUACAUCUUGAUGGUGUUCCAGAAGUCUGUGUGGUGCUCCUGUAUGACGCUGUCGAUGAUGCGGCCCUGGUAGUGCGGCAGGUUCAGGCUGCACGUCUGCGUGAUGGCCACGCACAGACACGCUAUCACCACGAUGUGGAAGAACGGGAUGGUCAGCCGGAUGGCGCGCACGAAGUACGAGAAGGUCGACAGCGUCUUCUCUUCCUUUGGACCCUGAGAGGAUGGGAUGGACGAAUGGGUGGAGGGGAAACACACAUUCAGCGCCGCGCAGAGAGCACUGCCUCCUGACCUUGUCUGAUCUGAGGAGUCCCUCGUUUGCGCUGCUGCCCUGCUUCUUGUAACACGGGAUACAGCAGUCAAAGUCGCAAACCUUGCACCGGUAGCUCUCGCCCCGAAUCCGCGAACGACACACGUCACACCUGCAGACCACCCACACCCACACCCACACCCACACCCAGAUCCACGGCCACUUGCUGCUCCCUCUCGUGUCUGAGCUGCUCCUCCGCCUCAUGCUGUUGACUUACAUGUGCGACCGAGCUGUUUCAUCAAAGAAGAGCCGAUGUGGGUGCAGCUUCUGUAUGAGCACUCCCUCUAUCUUUGUGGUGGCUCCGACAGCCAUCUUCGUCAGGAUGAACUCCAAGUUGAUCAAGAGCACUGUCGCGGCCAUGAGCAGGCCCUGGACGGCAGGAUUUGAGAAGCUGAAGGUGACGCACUUGAUGCCCGUGUAGAUGGACAUGCCGGUCACGGUGAGGAACAGAGCGCCCAGCACAAGGUUCCGGUUGACCUUGUCUUGCUUCUCCAGGUGCAGCUCGUCCCUCUUCUCGCGGAUCUCUGCCAACCAACAAACACACCACAGCAGACAUGAAUGCAUGCAAGGACGGGGGCGUCGUCCUCCCAGCCCCUCCCAGCCUGUUUCCGCACCUUGUAAGAUCCGGAUGGUAGCCUCGCUCGCCCGUGCCGGCAAUGUCUGUGCGCUCGAUGAGGUGUCAUCGUUGAGAGCGCCGCCGAAUGAAGGCGGCCCGCUGCUGGCCCCCGCCGUAGUGGAGCCUGAAACCACGCUGUUGCCAUUGAUGCCGUUGACUGUGGGCAGGAGGGGCUCGGCCUUCUCGGUGUCGGAGAAAGGGGCCACAUAGGCCGCCUUCCGCCGCCGCCGCCACGUGCCCGCAAGAACUAGACAACACACCCAAUUAGACAGUCAGGGCGAGAGAGGACACACACAGACGCAUACAGCAAGUCAAGCAUGUAGAUGCGUGUGGAUACUUUUCUUGCUCUCCUUACUUGCCCCAAUGCCUCCAGCUACAAUCAAGACAGCACGCAAUAAGGCAAGAAUCAGUAGCUCCCCCACAUCGGUGAAGGAGCUCUGCAUCAGCAAGACGAUGCUUGCGAUGACGUCGACGGUGAUGACAAGCACCGCAAGGCCGGCGUAGAGCAUCGCCUUCGUCCGCAUGUUCUGUCGCGGUUGGCCAACCGGGGUCCUCGAACAAGCUGUUGCAGUGAAGAAACACCGUCUUUCGACUCAGGAACACGUGCUUAUGCUGCUGAGAAAGGCAAACACGCUUAUUGACCGUAUCUACAUCAG